UUCCUGCGGCCCUGAAAAACCCCAAGCGGUGGUCACGUGGCGUGUCCAAGCAGCGCGUGUCCUUAGAAACCACACACCGGCUCCAACUUGGACAGCUGUUACCACCUGCUAGUGUCUGCGGCUCAAACAAACCACAACAAACUAACAUCUCUACCGGUCAUAUCGCUUCAUAGAGAGGGUUUCUUUUUCCCAGGUGGUCAGUCGCUCAGGAUGUCAGCUGGGGAAACGGACAAAACGACCGGCUAUGCUAGUCCGGAUGACGAGGACUGGCUUUACGGAGACAACAACGACGAUGUGGAGGACGAUGACGCUGGUGAUGACGACGAUAAGAAGACUGAGACUGAAAUUUUCAGUGCUUUGGUUGGAGAUGUGGAAGGUGUUAAUGGAGCGGAUAAUCAGGACGUCGACUCGGACAGUGACGACAACUUGCACGUUACCAUCAGCAGCCUCCAAACAGAUAAGAUCCAGAGCAUUAGUACUCCUGUCCACCUCAAGACCUCAAGCAUCACCACUGGGUCAGGCACCAAGAUCAGAGGAGUGACUCUGGUUGCAUUGGACAGCAAUACUGGUACUCCAGCACUGGAGGUGGAUGAAGAGCUGGAGGAGAAGCCUUGGAGAAAACCUGGUGCGGACCUGUCAGACUAUUUCAACUACGGCUUCAACGAUGAUACCUGGAAGUCAUAUUGUGACAAACAGAGGAAACUGCGCAUGAGCUCCGAGUUCCUGACCUUAGGCUCAUCCGACAAAAACACGGGUAGUCAUGAUGUGCUCCUCUCUAAAUCAGAUUGCUCCUCCAGGAAGUUGAAAAGCACCAUCGAUGUAAUCGGAGGGCAAAAAGAGACCAUCAUUCGUUUGGAAGGGCAAAGAAAUCACAGCACAGAUGGAAGCAUCACGCAGGUGCAGUCCUCUUCUGAACAGCCCGUGCACGCUGAGCCACCAUCCACUAAGCUGCCUCCUUUCUUUCCCCCCAUCAUUCCUCCUCCACCUUUUCCUCUUCUCUCCAUCAGUAGCACUCCUCCUUUUAUACCACAGCCACUACGACCGUCUAUGAGCGUGCCUCCACCUGGUUUUCCACUCCCCCCUGAAGUUCCUUCUCCUCCUUUUACAUCAGGCAGUGGCCGGUCAGGAGGAAGCUACGAUGGCCGCUGUGCCCCGCUCUACCCCUUUCCUGCAGGUGUGUAUCCACACACUCCGCGGCACAUGACCCCCUGGCUGGGCUUGAGUGACCAUGCCGAAGCGUGGAAGUAUUCCAGCUGCCAGGACAAGGACAGAGAGAGGACCCGGGAACGAGAGCGAGACCGAGAGGCCAAGAAAGAGCAGGAGAGAGAGCGCGAUCAGGAGAACACGCCCUCGGUUCAGAGCCGCAGCAGUGACAGAGAGCAUGCAUCACGUCAUAGGGACCACAGUGAACGAGAGAGAGUGAGACAUCGGGAACAUGAUAGAGAAGGAAGAGAAAGAGAAGACCGGCAUCGUGACAGGAGACACAGGGAGCGCUACGAGAGACACAAAUCCUCACACAGCAGCAGUCGGAGAAGGCAUUCCAGCGGUGAUGGAGAGAGCCACAGGAGACACAGAUAUAAACGCUCCAAACGUAACAAGGACAGCAGCGACACCGCGUCCACUGAUUGAGCGUCCACCUGACCGUGACACGAUCGUACGUCUUAACCAAUUAUCUUAAAUGAUUCCCUCUUAAAGCCAGUGAGCGGUCUGUGUCUAGAGACCGCUGGCAUUCUACCUUUUAUUUGCUCCAUGUUAAGGCCAGGCUCACCAGGAGCUGAUUUCUUUUCAUUUUAAGCUGAUUUAUUUAUUCACUAAUUUAUUAUCCAGGUUAUGAUGAGACCAAAGACUAUGAACAAGAUAUUUUUUUUAAAUUUAAUCUAAUUUAUUCUAGGAUGAUUGAAAUGGGAAAAGAAAAAGAUUUUGGAUUGUUAAGCAGAGAUGAAUCUUAUUUGUGUUGUACCAGAGCACGGUCUUGUUGCGGUAUUAAAACGCUGUUAUAAAUCA
This is a messenger RNA of Hemibagrus wyckioides, 2004 nucleotides long. RefSeq names its product FIP1 like 1a (S. cerevisiae) (gene fip1l1a). The coding region runs from base 211 to 1629 and encodes 472 amino acids. Gene Ontology annotation, cellular component: mRNA cleavage and polyadenylation specificity factor complex. Lineage: Eukaryota; Metazoa; Chordata; Actinopteri; Siluriformes; Bagridae. The record is from RefSeq and is a predicted model, not a curated record. The transcript is spliced from 16 exons. Gene Ontology annotation, molecular function: RNA binding.